AUGGCCUACAGAUCUAGUCGUGGUGGUUUUGCCAACACAAGAGGAGGAAAUCGUGGGUCUUCUUACAAUUCAAAUUAUGGCAGUCCAAGAGGUAGUCGUGGUGGAAAUAACUACAACGACAGUUACAGAAGCCGAGGUAAUAGUUCAUUUCGUGGGUCUCGAGGGAGUAUCCGAGGAAACAGUGGAUCUUGGUCCAGUAAUUCACCAUCAACCGGUGGUUAUAGCAGCAUGAAUCGCAACACUGGAUCUAACUGGUCAUCUCAAGGAGAUUCAAAUUAUGAAUCGAGAAAUCGCUAUUCUGGUAAGAUUACAUCUAAAUUAUUUGCACAACUGUUAUUGUAA
Messenger RNA from Macrosiphum euphorbiae (potato aphid), 342 nucleotides. The record is from the annotation of a GenBank genome assembly. Lineage: Eukaryota; Metazoa; Arthropoda; Insecta; Hemiptera; Aphididae.